Messenger RNA from Odobenus rosmarus divergens (Pacific walrus), 2025 nucleotides. It is a transcript of the gene COL10A1, whose product is annotated as collagen, type X, alpha 1. The transcript is spliced from 2 exons. Lineage: Eukaryota; Metazoa; Chordata; Mammalia; Carnivora; Odobenidae. Gene Ontology annotation, molecular function: protein binding. The record is from RefSeq and is a predicted model, not a curated record. Bases 10 to 2025 code for a protein of 671 amino acids.
UCUGAGAACAUGCUGCCACAAACAGCCCUUUUGCUGCUAAUGUCCUGGAACCUGGUUCAUGGAGGAUUUUAUGCUGAGCGAUACCAAACACCUACAGGCAUAAAAGGCCCCCCACCCAACCCCAAGACACACUUCUUCAUUCCCUACGCCAUAAAGAGUAAAGGUCUGUCAGUAACAGGAGAGCAAGGUAUUCCUGGUCCACCAGGCCCCGCUGGACCUCGAGGGCACCCAGGUCCAUCUGGACCUCCAGGAAAACCAGGCCGUGGAAGUCCCGGACCCCAAGGAGAGCCAGGGUUGCCUGGACCACCGGGACCAUCGGCCACUGGGAAGCCGGGUCCGCCAGGACUCCCAGGAAAACCAGGGGAGAAAGGGCCAUCUGGACCAAAAGGAGCUAUCGGGCCAGCUGGUUUACCAGGACCCCGGGGCCCACCAGGGCCACCCGGAAUCCCCGGCCCAGCCGGAAUUACUGUUACGGGAAAGCCCGGACAACAAGGGCCUACAGGAGCUCCAGGACCCAGGGGCUUUCCUGGAGAGAAGGGUGCACCGGGAGUCCCUGGUGUGCAUGGACAGAAAGGCGAAGCAGGGUAUGGUGCUCCUGGACGCCCGGGUGAGAGGGGGCUUCCUGGCCCUCAGGGUCCCACGGGACCACCUGGCCCGCCUGGAGUGGGAAGAAGAGGUGAAAAUGGGUUUCCGGGACAGCCAGGCAUCAAAGGCGAUCGGGGCUUUCCAGGAGAGAGGGGACCAGCUGGCCUGCCAGGCCCCCAAGGUCCUCCUGGGGAACGAGGACCGGAAGGCCCUGGAAAGCCAGGGGCCACGGGAGCCCCAGGCCAGCCAGGGACUCCUGGGACCAAAGGUCACCCCGGGGCUCCAGGAAGAGCUGGGCCCCCAGGCGCUCCCGGCUUUGGGGAGGCGGGGCUGCCUGGCCUGAGAGGGCAAAGAGGGCCUGCUGGCCUUCCGGGAAGUCCAGGUGCUAAAGGGGAGCAAGGCCCAGCAGGUCAUCCCGGGGAACCAGGUCUGACUGGAUCCCCCGGAACUAUGGGGCCCCAAGGACCAAAGGGCGUGGCAGGCAGCCCAGGGGUUCCAGGCCCCAAAGGUGAGACAGGGCCAGUGGGGCCUGCAGGACACUCUGGGGCCAAGGGAGAAAGGGGUUUGCCCGGGCUGGAGGGAAAACCAGGGUACCCAGGAGAACCAGGCAGCAGUGGUCCUAAGGGAGACCCAGGGUCACCAGGCCCCAAAGGGGACGCCGGAGCUCGAGGACCUCCUGGUCUCCCAGGCCCCAUGGGCCCAGCGGGAGCAAAGGGAACGCCUGCACACAGGGGUGAGACCGGUCCCAGAGGUGCCCCCGGAACGCCAGGAACCAGAGGCCCCACUGGGCCGCCGGGCGCUCCGGGAUUCCCGGGAGCUAGGGGCGACCCAGGAACCCCAGGUCCUCCUGGCCCAGCGGGCGCAGCAAUGAAGGGGCCCAACGGUCCCACGGGGCCACCAGGGCCUCCGGGUCCAAGAGGCCACACUGGAGAGCCCGGCCCCCCUGGGCCCCCAGGCCCCCCAGGCCAAGCAGUCCUGUCUGAGGGCUUUAUAAAGGCAGGCCAGAGGCCUUUUGUUAGUGCCAACCAGGGAGUCACAGGAAUGCCUAUGUCUGCUUUCACUGUGAUUCUCUCCAAAGCUUACCCAGCUGUAGGCAUUCCCAUCCCAUUUGAUAAGAUUUUGUAUAACAGGCAACAGCACUAUGACCCAAGAACUGGAAUCUUUACCUGCAGGAUACCAGGAACGUACUAUUUCUCCUACCACGUGCAUGUGAAAGGGACCCAUGUUUGGGUGGGCCUGUAUAAGAACGGCACCCCUGUAAUGUACACCUAUGAUGAAUACACCAAAGGCUACCUGGAUCAGGCUUCGGGCAGCGCCAUACUCGAUCUCACGGAGAACGACCAGCUGUGGCUCCAGCUGCCCAACGCUGGAUCGAAUGGGCUGUACUCCUCUGAGUACGUCCACUCCUCUUUCUCAGGGUUCUUGGUGGCACCAGUGUGA